Messenger RNA from Aspergillus versicolor CBS 583.65, 1057 nucleotides. RefSeq lists its product as uncharacterized. Lineage: Eukaryota; Fungi; Ascomycota; Eurotiomycetes; Eurotiales; Aspergillaceae. The transcript is spliced from 2 exons. The record is from RefSeq and is a predicted model, not a curated record. The coding region runs from base 138 to 932 and encodes 264 amino acids. Gene Ontology annotation, molecular function: oxidoreductase activity.
UAUAAGUUAAGCGUGGUGGAGCUGCCUGACUACCUCGGUACUUCACGCGACCGAUACAAUCACUUGCAGAUGAGCUCAAGUCACAAGCUUCCCAUUUCACUUCCGAUUUCCUUCUUACAUCUCCCUAUAGGCCUACCAUGAAGCCCGCAGACGCAACUUUCAUUAUAUCCGGCGGGUGCUCAGGACUCGGGCUCGAGACAGCCCGUGAGCUCCACCGCGCCGGGGCCAAUGUACUGCUGCUGGACUUGCACCCAGGCCUGGAUGAGGACGCGGUCAAGGAAUUCGGCGCCGACAGAGCGAAAUUCGUGCAGACGGACGUCACCGAUACUUCAAGCAUCGAGUCUGCCGUUGCUUCCGGUGCCGACUGGAUCAAGCAGACCGGGAAGCGGUUUGGAGGAGUUGUUGCGGCUGCCGGUGUUGGAUUACCGUCCAAGAUCUAUGAUGCACGAUCAAAAUCUCCUGUGGAAAUGUCAAGUAUCGACUUCGUCCUGAACGUGAAUCUUCGAGGAACACUUGAUCUGCUCCGUCUCUGUAUCCCCCACCUAGUUCAAAACGAACCUUUCACCGGCGACGGGGAACGAGGCGUGCUCAUCUUGGUCUCCUCAUCUGCCGCCUUCGAUGGUCAGCCCGGCCAGGUUGCCUACUCCGCGUCAAAGGGUGCGAUUGCCUCCAUGACGCUCCCGCUGGCCCGGGAUGUUGCUAGAUACGGCAUUCGUGUGGUCACCAUUGCCCCGAGUCUGUUUGAGAGCAACAUGACCAAAGCUCUCCCCGAAAAGGCGCGGGCGAGUCUUGAGCGCGUGAUGGAGUUUCCGCGCCGGGCAGGAAAGCCCGAGGAAUUCGGACACAUGGUCCGAUCGAGUAUUGAGAAUUCGAUGUUGAAUGGGACUGUUAUCCGGAUUGACGGGGCUAUGAGGAUGCCGAGCAAAAUGUAAAUACUAUAUGCACCGUGUCUUAUAUUCAAGUGAUCAACUGUAUUUUCACAAACUAUAUAUACCUGGGGUUCCAAAGUCAAUGCACAGUAUUUUCUGAACCUACUAUCUUACUAUAUAAUUCAAAC